AUGCUCCGAUCAAAGCUAAGAAGCAUCGUCCCUCAUGCUCAGUUCCCUCUGGUAGCAAAUGGACCUAUGAUAGGCGCUGCCUGCCCGGCACUGGCGGCUGAGGUUAGCAAAGCUGGUGGUCUAGGAUUCAUUGCGUCUGUUGUCGACGUGUCAGCCGGCUCGGAGCAGCUUUCAAAGCUUGAAGAGGACAUCCAGGAGUGCCGCGAGCUUCUGAGGAACCAUAUCGACCUGAUCUCUCGGCUACCCAUCGGCAUUAGCUUCCUCUCCAGUCACAAGUCCAUUGGCUUGUUCAAGGAGACCGCAUUGCCCAUCGUCAAAGCCCAUAAGCCGCUGGCAGUAUGGCUCUUUGCGCCCCAAGAAUCGAUCAAGCCACACGCUGAGAUCAUUGCCGCGUUGAAGGGUCUCGAGACUCCGCCUGUAGUGUUCGUUCAAGUCGGCCAUCUCACUGCCGCCCGGGAGGCUGUCAGGGACGGUGCAGACGUCGUUGUGUGCCAAGGCAGCGACGCUGGCGGUCAUCAAUACGUGAGGGGCUCUGGCGUGUUUACUGUCGCGCACGAAUCUGUCUAUCCCGAGUUCCGCAAAGAAAUGGUACUCAAGACCACAGAUGGCGGCACACAAACCUUAAAGUCUUCAUUCAAUGACCGCAUCAACAACAAUCCUAUCUGGGCGCACAUCAGUCAUACCUAUGAUGGUCGUGCUAUCAUUGGACCUCUCCACGAGAGGUUCAUGAGCGGCUCCUCGCUUGAAGAAUGCCAGGAGGCGCUGCGCACAGAGUACACAGAGGAAGAGGCGAAGAAGAUCAUCAGCACAUGGGCUGGUACCGGUGUAGGACUAGUCGAAAAGACACAGCCAGCUGCCGAGAUUGUCCGUGAGGUACGAAAAGAGGCUGUUGAGACUUUGAAGCGAGCGACCGAGCUUAUUUGA
Emericellopsis cladophorae is the source of this 924-nucleotide messenger RNA. RefSeq names its product Nitronate monooxygenase-like protein. The record is from RefSeq and is a predicted model, not a curated record. The transcript has 5 exons. Lineage: Eukaryota; Fungi; Ascomycota; Sordariomycetes; Hypocreales; Bionectriaceae. Gene Ontology annotation, molecular function: nitronate monooxygenase activity. The coding region runs from base 1 to 924 and encodes 307 amino acids.